ACCAGAGGAAGCCACUUAUACGACUGUGUAAGAAGAAGCUUUCUUUCACUGAGACACAGAGAUUCCAAUGGCCUCAAUUGGUGCAGUCAAAAUCUUCUUCUUCUCCUUCGCUUUCUGCCUCUUCAACUUUCUACCUCCUUCUCAAGGAAAACAAGAGAAAUUGAAUGCAUAUAGGUACCCAUUUAUAAGAAAAGCAAGCACAUUCCCAUCAUCAACACCAUCAAUCUCAGCACCAACAAACAACAACGGCUAUGACUACAUAAUAAUCGGUGGUGGAACAGCAGGGUGUCCUUUGGCAACAACAUUGUCACAGAAGUUCAGUGUUCUGUUGCUGGAAAGAGGGGGUGUUCCAUUCACAAACCCAAAUGUGUCAUUCUUAGAAAACUUCCACAUUACAUUGGCAGACACGUCAGCAACCUCAGCUUCACAAUACUUCAAGUCAGAGGAUGGUGUUUUGAAUGCAAGGGCAAGGGUUUUGGGUGGUGGAAGCUCUAUCAAUGCUGGAUUCUACACUAGAGCUAGCUCAAGGUUUAUAGAGAAAGUUGGGUGGGAUCCAAAGCUAGUGAAUGAAUCAUAUCCAUGGAUUGAGAAGCAAAUAGUUCACAGGCCAACGUUUUCAUCAUAUCAAAGAGCAGUGAGGGACAGCCUCUUAGAUUCAGGGGUGUCACCAUUCAAUGGAUUCACAUAUGAUCAUAUCUACGGAACUAAGCUUGGUGGAACCAUUUUUGAUAGAUUCGGACGCCGUCACACUGCUGCUGAAUUGCUUGCUUCUGCCAACCCUCAAAAACUUACUGUUUUGAUAUAUGCAACUGUCCAAAAGAUUGUUUUUGAUACAAAAGGAAAAAGACCAAAAGCAGUAGGUGUAAUAUUCGAAGAUGAAAAUGGGAAACAGCAUGAAGCAAUAAUUGGAAAUGAUAAAGAAAGCGAAGUGAUAGUGUCAAGUGGUGCAAUUGGUACACCUCAAUUGCUAAUGCUAAGUGGAAUUGGACCAAAACCAGAGCUAGAGAAAUUGAACAUCUCAGUUGUACUUGACAACCCUUUUGUUGGUAAAGGAAUGGUUGAUAAUCCAAUGAACACAAUCUUUGUUCCUUCAAAUAGGGAAGUUCAUCAGUCACUCAUUGAAACUGUUGGUAUUACCAAGUUGGGUGUUUAUAUUGAGGCUAGCAGUGGGUUUAGUCAGUCCCCAAAUAGCAUUCAUUGGCACCAUGGCAUUGUCUCACCUGAGAUUGGACAACUCUCUACAAUCCCUCCAAAGCAAAGAUCACAAGAAGCAGUUCAAGCCUUUAUCAAGAACAAGAAAGACAUACCAGUUGAAGCAUUCAGAGGAGGUUUCAUAUUAUCAAAGGUUGCAAAUCCUUGGUCAGUAGGUGACCUCAAAUUGGUCAACACAAAUGUCAAUGACAAUCCUUCUGUAACCUUCAACUACUUCAGCCACCCUUACGAUCUCCAUCGCUGCGUCGAAGGGAUCAAGCUUGCUACAAAGGUAGUUCAGUCUCAACACUUCACAAACUACACUCUGUGUAACAGAGAAACUACAGAGAAACUUCUUAACCUCAGUGUUAAGGCCAGUGUUAACCUUGUACCAAGGCAUGCCAAUGAUACUAAGUCUUUGGAGCAGUUUUGCAAAGAUACUGUGAUCACAAUUUGGCACUACCAUGGUGGUUGCCAUGUUGGGAAGGUUGUUAGUUCUGAUCAUAAGGUUCUUGGUGUUGAUAAGCUGAGAGUGGUUGAUGGAUCAACAUUUGAUGAGUCUCCAGGAACAAAUCCUCAAGCUACUGUUAUGAUGAUGGGCAGGUACAUGGGAUUGAAGAUUUUGAGAGAUAGGUUGGGGAAAUUGGCUUGAAUAUGAGGAGGAAAAGUAAAGUGUGCAGUGUGAAGAUGAGAGCAGCUAUCUUGCAGAUUAGGAAGGAAAAAAAAAAGAGUGUUAGUUAUAGGAUUGGAAGCUAAGCUAAAGCAGUUUAUUUGUGUAAUGUUUUGUAAAACAGUGGAAUUGUUAAUCAAGAAGGUCAUGGCUUCAUGACUUUUUGUGGAU
This is a messenger RNA of Arachis stenosperma, 2032 nucleotides long. Its product is annotated as protein HOTHEAD-like. Gene Ontology annotation, molecular function: flavin adenine dinucleotide binding; oxidoreductase activity, acting on CH-OH group of donors. The coding region runs from base 68 to 1843 and encodes 591 amino acids. The record is from RefSeq and is a predicted model, not a curated record. NCBI's taxonomy places the organism in Eukaryota, Viridiplantae, Streptophyta, Magnoliopsida, Fabales, Fabaceae. The transcript has 6 exons.